Linum tenue is the source of this 721-nucleotide messenger RNA. NCBI's taxonomy places the organism in Eukaryota, Viridiplantae, Streptophyta, Magnoliopsida, Malpighiales, Linaceae. The record is from the annotation of a GenBank genome assembly.
AAAAUAAAAAUAAAAAUAAAACUUACCUCCUCUGGCCGUCGAGAAGGCGAACUCUGCCUUCUCCUUCAACUUCCCCCUUCAUUUCUCUUCCUCCUCUUCUCCUUCCGCUCCUCUGUCGUUCCUCAAUUUGAGGAGGAAAUCGACCGCUGCAGUUCGCGCUCGGAAGAAGAAAGACAAGAAAUACGACGACGACAGCCAUUACUUCGCUCCCAAACAAGAUGAAUCCACAGGACCUUUCCCCGAAGCCGUUCUUCUCCGGCAGAAACAAGUGCAGGAAGACGGCAGCGUUAUGCCCGAAUUCGCUGAUGACGAAGAAGAAGAGCUAUACGACUUUCUUAACCUGGAGCUUCAGAGCGAUUUGAAGGACGACCUGAUGCGGCAUUACGAAGUGGUUUAUCUAAUCCAUGAGAAGCAUGCUGAAGAAGUUGAUGCUGUGAAUGAGAAGGUUCAAGAUUUCCUGAGGGAGAAGAAGGGGAAGAUAUGGAGAAUGAACGAUUGGGGGAUGAGAAGCUCCUUUGCCCUGGAUUUUUCACUUUCUACUCUUGCGCUUGCUAUUAUUUGCAUAUCUAUCCCAAGCAGGGGAGCACAAUCGGAGCCACUCGACGGCUAGAGGAGCCAAUUUUUAUUUUUAUUUUUAUUUUUUAAUAGUUGUAAAAUGAGGUGGAAAUUGUAAAUAUUUAAAUUUUAUUAUUUUUUUAUUGGCCACGUCACUCAUUUAACG